This is a messenger RNA of Saprolegnia parasitica CBS 223.65, 369 nucleotides long. RefSeq lists its product as hypothetical. The transcript has a single exon. Lineage: Eukaryota; Oomycota; Saprolegniomycetes; Saprolegniales; Saprolegniaceae. The record is from RefSeq and is a predicted model, not a curated record. Bases 1 to 369 code for a protein of 122 amino acids.
AUGGAUUCGCCCGUGACGAUCGCGGACAGCGACAGCUUGGACGUGUACAAGACGGCGAUUGCUGGCAACGACGUGUACAUCACCGACUACGAAGGCGUCAUCAAGUACUCGACGCUCGAUUCGUCGACUUGGACCGUGCGCCCGUUCGGCUACGUGGACACGGACUUUCGCGCGCGCGAGUUGGCGUCGGACGGCGUCGACCUCUGCGUGAUCACGUACAGCUUGGAGAUUGCGUGCGCCAAGCUGGCGACGGGCCUCGAGACGUGGACGACGUACCCGGGCAAGUGGCAGGCGAUCGCGGUCGCCAACAACACGCUCACGGCCGUGGCGUUUGUGGACCGCGACAUCCAGGUCACGCAGCUCAAGUAA